Molecule: messenger RNA, 1249 nt
Organism: Rhododendron vialii
Lineage: Eukaryota; Viridiplantae; Streptophyta; Magnoliopsida; Ericales; Ericaceae
Exons: 2
Coding region: 377-1021 (214 amino acids)
Biological process (GO): translation
Cellular component (GO): ribosome
Molecular function (GO): structural constituent of ribosome
Source: RefSeq, a predicted model, not a curated record
UGGAUCUAUCCUCUGGAAACCUAACAGGAGAUGAAAUUCCUAAUCUCAUACUCCUCCCGUCUUCCCAGCGCCAACCAGCCCUCCAGCCAUCUCUAGUCUGAAACCCUAAUCUCUCUCUCUCUCUCUCUCUCUCUCUCUCUCAACUCUACGCAGCCAUCAGCCAUGGCAUGACUACCACUCUCUCUCUCUCUCUCUCUCUGCGCGCCCGAACAAGAACAGAUCGCGAACUCUGUCUGUCUAUCACCUCUGCGCGUUCGAGGAACAGAUUGAAGAUAGCAAGUUAGAAAUACUCGAAAAGGAGGAUUUGAAGCUGUAAGGGUGCAAGAAAUGGGUUCUUCGUAGAUCAAGGUGGACGUACUGUUCUACAAAUCUUAAAAUGAGUUUGAUCACAAGGGUGAGGCAUCACUUGCCUUAUGGCAUAUGCAGGAAGUCCAUUCUUACUUCCAUGGUUGCGCUUAACCCUUGUAACUUAAAUGUUGCGUCUCGGCACUUUUCUCAACCUAUGAGGAAAGAAGAAGAGGAGGAAGAAGUAGAGAUUGACCAAAGAAGGCUUCCGGCUGACUAUGAUCCUUCAACUUUUGAUCCCACACAGCACCGCAGUCCUCCAACAGAUCGCGUCUUUAGGCUGGUUGAUGAGAUAGCAGGACUUACGCUUGUUGAAGUUGCGGAGCUAUCUUCAAUUUUGAUGAAGAAAAUGGGAAUGAAAGAGCCUCCGGUUGUAGGAGUCAUGAAACCAGGAGCUGCUGGAUUUGCUGGGGUCACUACAAAGGGGCCAGCAGCAGCCAAGGAGGAGAAAAAACCAGAAAAGACUGUUUUCGAAUUGAAGUUGGAGUCUUAUGAUGCAGCUUCAAAGAUUAAGAUUAUCAAGGAGAUAAGGAGUUUUACUGACUUGGGUCUCAAAGAAGCCAAGGAUUUGGUGGAGAAAACACCUGCAGUGUUUAAGAAGGGGGUGUCGAAAGAAGAAGCAGAGCAAAUAAUUGACAAAAUUAAAAACAUUGGAGGAAAAGUUGUUAUGGAAUGAAAAAGCAAAUCAUUGCGGGUAUUUGGUUCCCUCUGAAAUUUUUGAGUCCUGUACGUUCUUGAUUUUGUUCAGGUUGAGGAGGUUUUCUAUCGUUUUGACCUCUUUGCUUCAAACGCUGAAACUUUGAUGGAAGCCAAAUUAAGCAUAUUGUGGAUUUGUAAAAGCUUUGCUUAAUUCUUAUUCUGAAUUGGGUUUUGAUGAUAAUCAAACAUACAAGAGAAGGAAUAA